This is a messenger RNA of Opisthocomus hoazin, 666 nucleotides long. Lineage: Eukaryota; Metazoa; Chordata; Aves; Opisthocomiformes; Opisthocomidae. The record is from RefSeq and is a predicted model, not a curated record.
AUGGUCACCCCAUCCCGGGGUUCCCAGCAGCUCUCGGACUGGGAGCUGGUCCUGGAGAUCAACAACGUCUCCUCCAACCUCAACCACAAAGAGCUGACGUGCCGGGCGGAGAACGCGGCCGGGCCGGCGGAGGACAGCGUGACGCUGAAUGUCACCUUUCCCCCCACCAUCCUUCACCUGCAAGAAGCCAUCCCGCAGCACUUCUGGCCCCACGGCCCCGACGCCAAGAUGCUGGAGCAGGGGCAGGAGCGGCGGCGCGGGCAGCUGACGCUGGGCCACAUGCUGCAGAUCGCCACGCAGAUCGCAUCGGGCAUGGUCUACCUCGCCUCCCUCCACUUCGUCCACCGCGACCUGGCCACCCGCAACUGCCUGGUGGGUCACGAGCUGGUGGUGAAGAUCGGGGACUUCGGCAUGUCCCGGGACAUCUACAGCACCGAUUAUUACCGGGUGGGGGGCAGGACGCUGCUGCCCAUCCGCUGGAUGCCCCCCGAGAGCAUCCUCUACCGUAAAUUCACCACUGAGAGCGAUAUCUGGAGCUUUGGCGUGGUGCUCUGGGAGAUCUUCACCUACGGGAAGCAGCCCUGGUACCAGCUCUCCAACACCGAGGCCAUCGAGUGCAUCACGCAGGGACGGGAGCUGGAGCGUCCCCGCACGUGUCCCUCCGAG